Sorghum bicolor (sorghum) is the source of this 1375-nucleotide messenger RNA. RefSeq names its product ethylene-responsive transcription factor ERF061. NCBI's taxonomy places the organism in Eukaryota, Viridiplantae, Streptophyta, Magnoliopsida, Poales, Poaceae. The record is from RefSeq and is a predicted model, not a curated record. Bases 112 to 1020 code for a protein of 302 amino acids. Gene Ontology annotation, molecular function: DNA binding; DNA-binding transcription factor activity. Gene Ontology annotation, biological process: regulation of DNA-templated transcription. The transcript has a single exon.
CCGUGCAGAAGGAUCAGUGAUCGUCCCCAGAAUGCCCUUCCCGCCACGGCCGUAACAACCUCCUCCCGCAAUUACUCCAACUUGUGCCCACACCACACGCGGAGCCCAUCCAUGGACGCGAGCCUCCGCACGCUGCCCCCGGCCGGCAGCAGCUUCCCCGGCGAGGUCCGGUCCGCCGUGUCGUCGCUGCUCCUCUCCUCCCCGGGCGGCACCAGCGCCCUCGACACCGUCUUCUCGCACCUCCCGCCGCCCGUCACCAUCCCGCCGCUCGGCUCCAGCGUCUACUACCGCCAGUGCGAGCUCCUCCGCCACUUCGCCGCGUCACAGACGCACCAGCCGGCCACCGCCACCGCCGCCGCAUGCUCGUCCUCUUCCUCGUCGUCCUCCGCCGCCUCGGCCAGCUUCCAGUUCCAGCCCCAGGCGCCGCCCGACGACGCGGCGGCGGCGGCGGCCAUGCUGCGGCAGAAGCUGUACCGCGGCGUGCGGCAGCGGCAGUGGGGCAAGUGGGUGGCGGAGAUCCGGCUGCCGCAGAACCGGGUGCGCGUGUGGCUCGGCACCUACGACUCCCCCGAGACCGCGGCGCACGCCUACGACCGCGCCGCCUACAGGCUCCGCGGCGAGUACGCGCGCCUCAACUUUCCGGGCGUCAUGGACGCGCCGGACACGGACUGCCCCGACCACCUUCGCCAGCUCCGCGCCGCCGUCGACGCCAAGAUCCAGGCCAUCCGCGCCCGCAUGGCGCGGAAGCGCGCCCGCGCGCGCAAGCAGCGCGAGGAGAAGGAGAGCGCCCGCUCCGGUUCCGGUGCCAACAGCAGCAAGCCAGCCGCCGCGCGCCCGGUCGCCUCUGAGGGCGCCGCAACGACGACGACGACUACCACCACCUCCGAGACGUCAACCACGCCGUACGGGUCGCCGGACGGGGUUCUGUCCGUGAGCGCGGUCUCGGCCGAGGGCGACUGCCCGCUGGAGCGGAUGCCGUCGUUCGACCCGGAGCUCAUCUGGGAGAUGCUUAACUUCUAGCCGGCUAACUGCACGGCGCGUGUCGAUCGAUCAACGGGACCGCCAUGGACACCGGGACCAAACGACGUCAAGGUCCUUGCUUGGACAUGGCUGCCCCGCGUAGAGCUCGCAUCUAGGUGCUGUUCCUUUUUCAAAUUAUGAGCGUAUAUACAUAUAUAACAAACUAUUAGUAGAAGGAUGAUGAUACCAUGAGCAAUAAAAUGCCCAAGAAAACCUGGGCCUGCUAGCCAUGAUUAGUACUAGUAUCUGAAUACUCGAAUCGUCGUGUGUUUUCAGAUUGAUCGACGAGUUGUAAAGACUGAUCGCUGAUUCACUGUCUAUCUCUACAUGCAUAAGCAUUCCAUUACAGCUAGCA